This is a messenger RNA of Linum tenue, 1385 nucleotides long. The record is from the annotation of a GenBank genome assembly. Lineage: Eukaryota; Viridiplantae; Streptophyta; Magnoliopsida; Malpighiales; Linaceae.
CGAAAUCUCCGGGGAAAAGCUCCCGGAGACGCGGCCGCUGUGGGAGGUCCAUCUCGUGAAGUACCCCACCGUGAACGCGGCGGGGAACGUGAUCUUCAAGAUUCACCAUGUCAUCGGAGACGGAUACUCGCUGAUGGCCGCGCUGCUCUCUUGCUUCAUGCGCUCCGACGACCCUUCUCUGCCCUUGACCUUCCCAAAGAACCGAAUCCGGCGAUCCUCGGCAGCAGAUGGCCGCGCUGCUUUCUUGUCCAGAGCUCUGACGUCGGUCAUCAAUACGGCAUCGGAUCUGUGGUUCAGCUUCUCGAAGACCAAUUUUUCGGAGGAUGAUCUGUCGCCUUUACGGUCUGGAGAUCCGGCUGUCGGUUCCCGCCCCAUCUCUGUGGUAACAUUGACGUUCUCUCUUGAUGACGUCAAGGCGAUGAAGGAUCAUCUGGGAGUGACUGUAAAUGAUGUAAUAACAGGGACCAUAUUCCUGGGGACGCGACUGUAUAUGCAAGAAAAAGAUCCAGGAUCAGAGGAUGCAGAAAUUACAGGACUGGUAUUGAUGAAUACGAGGAUGCUCCGAAGCUACAAUUCGAUUAAGGAAAUGGGGAAACUGAAGACAACCUCCCCGUGGGGAAACAAUUUCGCCUUUGUCCAUGUCACCGUCCCCAAGCUUACUGCAAUUUCAGAUGAAAAUAAUGAUCAGUCGAGGAUGCGUCAGUGUGCUCUAGAAUUUGUGAGGGCGGCUGGUGCUAUCAUUAAAAAGAAGCGGGUUUCUCUCGCCAUUCCUGUCACUGCCAAGCUCCUUGAACUUUAUCGGAAAAUGAAAGGGCAUGAGGAUCUUUCCAUCAGCGUUAUCAGCUACAUGGGACAGCUGCGGGUAUCCGUUGGAGCAGAAAAAGGGUUCAUAGACCACGACAAGCUCAAGUCUUCCAUUCAAAUGGCAUUCCACCAUCUUCGCAACUCUGCAUGUCAUUAGAAUUAUUUUUCGAGUUUCCUACGAAAAAGGAUAAAGUUAUAAAACUUAUAUCAUGAAAUAAUUCCUGCCAGAUGUGAUGGUAACAAGAAAACAUAAUUCGACAACCAUAGAACCAAGUGGGGGAAGGAGCUUAUGUGAGUGCCGGUCUCGGUAUAACCCACCUUGGAUUUAAAAGUACUCCUAAAAUUUAUAUGUAAAAUGCAAGUUACACAUGAUAUCCAAACCUUGUAUCAUGCAAUAAUGGAUUCAAACAAUCAUAGAACUGUAUAGCUUAUGUCAUGCAUUUGUCUGGCCUUUGAUGGGGGGAUUGAAGGACGGCCGAGAGGAGGAACGGCGACAGGUUAGAGCUUCUGAUUUUCGGCCGGAUGUUCUACAAAGAGGGAAAAGAAAGGUAAAGGUGGAGAGAGAAAGGGCUUCCCAAAAC